Molecule: messenger RNA, 2737 nt
Organism: Portunus trituberculatus (swimming crab)
Lineage: Eukaryota; Metazoa; Arthropoda; Malacostraca; Decapoda; Portunidae
Exons: 1
Coding region: 288-2048 (586 amino acids)
Source: RefSeq, a predicted model, not a curated record
GACCCCCGCAGUGACCGCCGCGGGUCACACCAGUGCAGGCCGCUCCGCGGGUCGGAGGCCGGACGUGGGCGUCAUUCACUUGCUCCUCGCCUUGCUGCUGCUGCCACCGCUACUGCUGCUGUUGCCGCUGCUGCUGUUUCCUCCGCUGAGGAUCUGCUGUGGUGCUCGUGUGCCGCGCUUGUGGUGCUGCUGGUGCCUCUAAGGCGCCGCCACUGUAACAAGUGCCCGCGGGCCGCCCGCCGCUCACCGCCAGCCGCGUGUUAAGUAACAGCUCAGGCCGCGCCGCCAUGGAGGACGAGGGUGACUACGAGGUGGACUAUGAGGUGGACGACACGGAGGAGUUCCCGGCCACGAUGGACAUGCGCCACUAUGAGCCGGAACCGGAGCCGGAACCGGAACCGGAACCGGAACCGGAAGCAGAACCUGAAUUACAAGUGGUGCAACAAGCGGCCCAUAACCCUGAGCAGGAGGAGGACAUUUCUGACCAGCUGGAGGAGCUGGAGGUGACGGAGCACAAGAAGAAGCGGCACGGCUCCUUCUGGAAGAAGCCGCCCACCUUUGUGUACGCCAGCAACUUUGGGUUCGGCGUGAACAGCUACCAGUCCAUGAUCGACUACCUGGACGCCAAGGACGCCGGCCACCGCGUCAACAAGGACGACAUCCACCUGCCGCUGCUGGAGGAGCGCUGCCUCAAGGAGUACGACGCCGACCGCCCCUUCCGGUGGUAUGACAACCACGACAUCGACCAGUACAUCAUGAAGGGCGAGAAGAUCCGCACCCAGAUCCGCCAGAACGACGCGGUGGGCGUGGGCAGCGUGCUGCGCCGCACGCACACCAACCAUUCCAUGACGCGCAAGUGGAUGCAGCUGCUCAAGAACUCCAACGUGUCUGACUACCGCGAGGCGCACAAAAAGACGGUGGAGGGUGACGUGCACCGCAGUUACCGCUCGCCAAGCCCUGGCGGAGGUCUGUUUUACCCGCCCGGCCAGACCUUGGACUACCCGAACCCCGCCCUCGCGCCAACAGGCCGCUUCUUGGAAGAUCUCGCGAGUGGGUUUGCCAGUGCGCUGCUGUCGCUGGUCCAGAGCAGGAUGGAGCACGAGUACGUGACGGCCGCGCGCCGCUCCAAGCUGGCCGAGAUGGACGACAGGUUCGACAACACGCUCAACGAAAUCAACUCGCUAAUGGGACGCAUCGGGUCGCGUCCCGAGCCGCCGCCGCCGCAGCACCACCUGGACCUCAACGACCUCGACAUGGGGGCCAAAAACAAGAUCCGCCGCGCCGAGGAGCUGCGUGACAUGAUGGACUACGUCAACGAGCUGACUGCGCACAACAGCGCGCGCAACACCGUGCGCGACACGCUGCGCGGCGGCGCCAUGGACAAGGAGAUGUUGGCGCUCAACCACCGCAUCGAGGAUAUGAGCAACUUGCAGAAGGCAGAGCGCAUGAGGGACGUGUCGAGCGAACACGAAAUCGACAUGCUCCGUGCCCAGAUCGCCGCCCGCAGGAACAUGACAACUCCCGGCUCGGCACUCUUGGCAGGCAGCGCCUACGGCUUGCCAAGUCGCGCCCCGCCCACCCAGCCCCCGGUGCUGCUGUCAGCUGUCGACUACCUUGACUGCAAGCCACGCCAGUCCCUGGUGAAGGACAAUGUGAUCUCUGACGUGAAUGCCCGCGUUCUGAAGCGCGCCGGCGAGUUUGCCGAUCCUACCAGCGAGCAGCGCCGCAUCAGGGACCGCGCCCGCUUCGUUAACCUGACAAGGCGCUACCCAGACACCGGCGACAUGGAGCUGCUGGGGCCGCGCUCCCGCACCGAGCAGAACAUCGACCACAUGGCCAAGUCCCUCGCCUCCAAGGGCUCCUUCCAGCGGCGCUACGAGGUGGACGACGAGCUGGACCUGCCGUAUAUGGGGCCCUUCAACACCACGCCCAUCGAGCGCACCGACAACUCCCCCAAGAGCUUCCUGCAGCGCCAGGCGUCCCCCAGCAGGAUGGUGCGCGGCGCCGCCUCCCGCGCCCUGGCCCGCAACAGUCUCCUAGGAUACUGAGCCAAUGACUGACUCCAUCCCGCAGCGGCGGACAUCCCGCAUGACGCCCCUCGCCACAUACUGCCCCCGCCAUCACACUGCUCCGCCACACACACACACACACACACACACACACACAGGAGGUUCCUGUUUUAGCACCACGCCACCACACGCGCCCUUCCCACGCCUCGCUCAGCUCGGAGAAGACAAGACCCACGCUCACGGCAAAAAAGGAGACGAAAUUGAGGAGAACGACCAGGAAGGAGGGCGGAAGGCGACCGAGGAUAGAACGUGCGUCACUCACCGAAACGACUCGUGUUGGGCGACGAGAAGAGACGAACGUUGCCGCGCCACACGACACGACACUUCAACGUUUGAUUCUUAGAGCUUCUACUCAACGACGAUACUUGAUGACGUCAUAACAAUGCCUCGAGUACCAUUACUAUUUGUGUCAACAUGUACCACUACUCUAUCACUACUACUACUACUACUACUACUACUACCCCAAUUAUAACUCACUAUUUCCAUCACUCCAGCUGUCGUUUGUUUCAGCAUUGCCUCUCUCUGACUCUCCCUUCAAAAUACCCCAAAACACUGCGCCCCGUCUGGUGCGUGUUUGUGUCUUGUCAUCAGGAUUAUUUUGUGCUCAUGUUGUUUUCAUUCCUGAGCAAUACGUGUAGGAAACUCAAUAAACGUGAACGAAUAAGGAA